AUGUCGACUCAACCAAAUCCUAACCAGCAACUUGAGGUGCUGGAGAGAAACGAGGUUUACGAAGGCUCAGAUGAAGGCUUCCAAUUCGCAGGUACUCUCGUCGUGUAUCAGAUGAAGGGGUAUUUGUACCACGCGAUGCUGAAAGCUCGUUACUCUUCCCCUUGGAAUGUCAACGCAGAGGAUUUUGAAAAUAUUAUCCAAAUCCCUAGCUCGGCCUACAAUCCAAAAUUUUCUGUCGACUUCACGCCAGCGCCUCAAACCCUGCCCAACAAUUACUUUGUCAAAAAACCUCAAUUGAUCAGUUACGAUCGAAUCAGUCAAGGACCUCGACCUGAUUCGAUUGCUGAGGACCUCCUCAAGGAAGCAAGAAUUUACGAACAUGCAAAACACGCCGUACAUACCAAAGUAUCCCUUGUUACCGUUGCUGUCAUCCCUAGUAUAUGGUGUGGUAAUCGAGUUUUCUUUGUUCGGUUGGCACAGUGUCAGUCGAUCGAGAUUAUUUGCGGGUUUCUAGGAACGUUUAAGAAAGGCCCCGGGCCAGGAAAGGUUGGAUGA
Messenger RNA from Penicillium vulpinum, 555 nucleotides. RefSeq lists its product as uncharacterized. The record is from RefSeq and is a predicted model, not a curated record. NCBI's taxonomy places the organism in Eukaryota, Fungi, Ascomycota, Eurotiomycetes, Eurotiales, Aspergillaceae. The coding region runs from base 1 to 555 and encodes 184 amino acids. The transcript has a single exon.